This is a messenger RNA of Cladocopium goreaui, 8547 nucleotides long. The record is from the annotation of a GenBank genome assembly. Lineage: Eukaryota; Dinophyceae; Suessiales; Symbiodiniaceae.
AUGGAAGAAGCUGAUUUCUGUAGCGUGUGGGAAGCGCAGAAUAAGGCUUUGCUCCUGGCGGAAGCCUUACGUUCCACUGCCUUUGAUGUUGAUUUUGACAAGCAAGCGAAGACUUGGGUGACGCAUGCAAUUGCUGAUGAUUUUGCAAUGACAUCUUCUUCAUCCUGGCCGCCUUGCAUUGUGUAUACAUCAGGCCAUCCAAUUGGUCAUGUUCCAGCUGGCACUCCUGAGACCUCUGGACAAGGCCAACAUGGAAUUCGGAGAGACCGACCCUUGAAUCGACCACCGCUUUCUGCGGAGUUCCCAGCCUGGAUCCACCAUGUCUGGCAGCGGCUUCUCGAAGAAGGAGUUCCUGAAACAGAUGAUGAAGGACCAGUCUGUUACAUCAAUUCAUACUACAUCAGUCAUUUGACAGCUCAGCGACAAGAACAUGGCCGUCCUGUCAGAUUCAAUGGAAAUUUCAGGAAUUGGCAACGAGAAGUUCCGCUUGUCGGGGCUGAUCAAUUUGAUCCCAACAGAGACUACGAAGUGAUCUUUGUGGUUCCUGAACCUCCUGUCACUGUUCAACGUGACACUGUAGGAACUAUCCUGGUCAUACAACAUCCGGAUGAGACCCGAGCUGCUUGUUUGACCACGGCAUGGAUUCCUGAUGUACCAACCUUCCAAACGAUACAGAUUGCCCAUUCAUUCAGGACGACAAUCGACCGAAAUCAACUCCUCCUACAUGGUGGUGUACUCGAGCUCUGCAAUGACAGAAGUGAUCGAGGUUUUGGAGUCUGCCGAGUUUGUGUGGGCCGCAUUGAAUAUCCACUCCAUCGCCCUGUCCGCAUUCAUGACGGAUUAGGACUCAUGCUGGACGUCCCACCACCUAUGCCACCGCAGGAAUGGGAAAACUAUCUGGUUGAGCGGAUUCGACUUCAGGCGACAGAGCCCCCGAGAUUCUUUGAGGAGGAUGAGGACGCACUGAACUUGAUGGCUCGGUCGCACACGGCAAGAUUCAACACCGGAGGCCGUGGCAGUGAAGUCUCAGGGGAUGACAUGCUCACCUCUGAUAGUGGAACUGGGACCUCCUCCUUGACCAGUGAUCCUUACUGGCAAGCAGUCAGAGUUUUCACACUUGACAGGCAGGAAGUUGAUCUUGAAGUCCCAUGGCAUGAUGGUCGUGAACUGUAUCAUCGAGUUGCCCGCCAUUUUCGCAUUGAUCCUUCUCAAGUUGAUUGGAUCUAUACGAUUGCGCAUGGGCCUGAUGAUCUUACCAGCAAUGACCAAGUUGGACUUCUACUACGUCAACGACAUGAUCUCCCUGCGGCUGCAAUUCUACGACUCACUCUGGUGGAUGUGGAGUAUAAGCAAGACCGCUUUGGACCAGCAACUCUCAUUGACCGACGUGCCCGAUGGAUUCCACGUCGAAUCACAAGGAGUUCACUUAUCAGAUUGCUUGGCUACGAUGGUCAUUGCAGUGCAGAUCCACCAAGGUGCUGGCUAUGGAUUGACAACACACGUGUGCCUUUUGAACUUCCUCCAGAAGAACAAUUGCGAAUCACGCAUGGUGACUAUAUUCGCCUGGCAGUACCUGCUUUCCCUGAUAGACCUCUUUGUGACACAGGUGAAAAUCCACUGCCUCCAGAUUUGAAUGCCACACAUGACCUCAUGCUUGCCCCUGUGGAUGAUACUCAGACUGAUGUCAAUGCAACAGAGAUCUUUGAUGGUGUUGUUGAAUUCGGCAUCGUCACUAUGAAUGUGGAACCAGAAGAUGGUGCUGGGCUUCUGCAAUUAGAUGUCAACACCCAUCACUUGGGUCCACAACACGAGCAGAACCCACCUAGCUUCCACAGUUGCUCUCGAUCCAAUCUUGGACCUGUCACUGGAGGGCCAGAAUUACAACGUCCUGAUAGACAUCUUCAUGACCGCUGGGCGCCCCUACGUGAAGUCUGGAACCAACCGACGCUACAGGUGCGAGGCCUACAGAAUGAGCCAGUGAUGCACUUCGAGACUUGGUAUCUCAGUAGCCGGGGAUUUGCCCGUUGUUCCACAUCCAGACGUGUGGCUCUGGGAGAUGACUUUCAUCGCUGGAUAGCCCACUUGCGUAGCACAUGGAGAGACCGUGUCAAUCCGAGGCGGCCAGCUGAGCUGAUCAUUGCCCAGUCAUCUACUAUCGGAGAACCUGGUGGAGGACAUUUGAUUCUCACCCAGGAUGUUACCAAUGAAGAACGGGCCACAUUGAUCAGUGUUUACUGGACUUCUCACCAUCGACUUCAAGACCGCUCUGCCGAACUUGUUAGCAGACGGUUCUCGAGAGAUGAUGUCUUGCAACAAUCGGAGCUGCAUCUCUUGUGCCGCCUUGGCAGACUUCGGUGCCGUGUGGCUGUUGGAGUUCACACCAUGGAUGCAGACGAGGUAUGGCCUAUCCAACCUGGCACCCAUUUUGAUAUCUUCACAGACACCCCAUUUCAACAGGAGGUCUUUGACAUCAAUGAGGACCAGGUCAACUUCAUGCAGUAUACCAAUGGCGCAAGCACAACCACGACAACCUUGCCAAGACCAAAUGCAGAUCAGGGAUGUGCCCCCUUUCUUUUCAAUGCUGCCGCACCAGCAUGGUCCCCCACGGUUCCUGCAAUUACGACCAUGCAUGAGACCGUGCAGGAUCUCUACGCUCUCUGGAGAGAUCGAACGUUUUCGUGGGAAGGUGAAGAACGUACGGGGAUCGUCAUUACAUGGUAUGUGGACCAAGAGGACCCUGAACGUAGACUCUGCAAUCGCCCACGUUCAGUUCGUCUCACGGCAGCUUACUACACGUGGGAACACCAAAUUCAACAGGCUUGGCAAGAUACUCUCAUUGCUCAUGAACCAUGCCAUUUUGCCAUCGUUAGUCCUGCACCUCCGCACAUGGAACCUGAAGUGGUGGCCCACAUCAUCCUUGUGCAGCGACCUGCUGAUGCGCUUUGUACUAGUCUUCUGACGAUCUAUGACCAUACCAUCCCACAAGUUGGUACUACUCAACAGAUCGCGAUGACUACGCAUGAACACAUCUUCUUGGAGCAGCUGAUCCACAGCCUUGGACGUACCAACCAAUGCUUGAUGGCAGGUGCGACCCAACAGUGCCAGGCUUGGUACGGUUCCAUGCGAUUGACCCUUGGCACUCCCCUCCAGGGUAGAGAUGGAUAUGGGCUUGUCUUGCUAUUUAGCAUGAGACCCCCUGCUACGGCGGGCAUGACCAUGCUUCAGACCCGUGCAAGUCGCAAACGAGCAGUUGACGAGCGCCUAACACAUGGGCAGGUGGCUCACACCCAUGGGCCGCAACUGACUCAUACGCUCUGCCUCGAAGAGCUCAUAGAGGGGCCUGGAUCCACUCUGCAGCUCGUGCCAUAUCGGCUUAUAUGGGCCACUCUUUCUCCGGAGCGGCCCAACGGACUUUUUCUUGCGGAUGGGGCCAUGGAGCAUGAAGUGGAACAAGCCCUUGCGGACUUACAUUUCCCCACACAUGCCUAUCAAAUGGGCUGCACUGGAAAGUUCUUUUGUGUUCCCAUGACUUGGAACCCAUCAGAUGACGAAUUCCACUACAUUUAUGUGAAUCCGCAUGACACUGAAGCUGAGUCUGCUUUUCUUCACACUGAGAAGCGACCAUUACAAGAACUGGAUCACAUGCAGUUGCUUCAUCGUGCCGGUUAUACGAGAGCAGUCAUAUUGGACACCAAAAAUCUCAGAUCCCAUUUGACUCGCAUUCUCUACCACAACAACAGCCCGACCUUGGAGCACAUGACUCAUCAGCACAAGUCAAAGCGUGCUAAUGCCUGGCCUCUAGCACAGGUCACGACAACUGUGGGUCCCAUGAUUGAUCUACAACAACUCCCAAGCCGGACACCGUCUAUGGUCUUGGAGAUUGACGUUGAGUUGAUCCAAAGUUUCUUCCACUCGGCCACGGACAUACUAUGCCCAUGGUUCUCCCAUCUUGAUCUACCGGAAACUACGCGCAUAGCACUUGCCGGCAUGCCCACAGACCCGGACUGGGACAAGCUGGACAGGCUCAUCGUCUAUACAGAUGGCAGCUCUCAAGGGCAACUUCGCAGACGACCCCCCUUAUGGGCGGAAGAGCAUGCCAGCACUGAUGCGUGGGCCUUUCUUGUCCUCGGUGAACGAUAUGCACGCCCAGACGAGGAAGGGGUCUUGUACUUCAUCGGUUGGCAGGCCCACAAUGUUGUGUACCGUACGGACACGACACACCAUUUGGGUACAUCCCAUCUGGGAUCGGAGCAUGCGGAGCGUGAGGGCAUGUUCUGGGCAGGACUUUGGCGUUUAGCUUGCAAUAGCACUCUGCCAACCAUCUUCAGGCCGGACUCCCUUACAACGGCCCAGCAGGCAAUGGGAGAUUCUGGAACCAAUCAUGCCACAGCAGCCUACGUGGCAUUGAGAUCCACCUUCCAGGCGUUACAAUCUGGACUGGGAGAUGGCCUGCAAGUCGACCCGGUUCGCAGCCACAUGAAUGAACCAUGGAAUGACAUGGUGGACUUCCUUGCCAAGCAUCAGGCUCAACAUGAUCAGAAACUUACUCGGCAAGAUGUUGACCUGCGCAGGCUUCAACCAUUUCUUCCAUACUUUUGGAUGCUCCUUGACAAGAGGUCAGGAUUGCCUGAACUUGGUCUGGAGGGUUUUGAAGUUACACCGCCGGAUUUGCCUCCCCCAUGCAGACCUUCCACUGCACAACAACGUGAUCCAGUCACAGGCAUUGGAAGAUUCGACAUCAGCCUCCUGUCCGUGAAUGUGAUGUCGUUGUACAAGGGACCUGAUGGUGUGAGUGGCAAAUUGCAUUAUCUACGUCGACAAGUGAUGAACCUUAACUUCAACUUUGUGGGAAUUCAGGAGGCACGAAGCGAAGCUGGCAAAUCUUGUGUUGACAAUCUCAUCAGGUUUGCGAGUGGAGCGGAUAAUGGACAGUUGGGUGUGGAGCUUUGGAUCAACCUCAACCAGCCCUUCAUUCGCACCACUGCCACCUCUACUCAAGUGCUCCACUUUGACACAGACAACUUCCAGGUUGUGCACGCAGACCCAAGGAGACUUUUGGUCCGAGUCUCGCAUCCCAACUGGAAGUGCCUGCUAUUUGUUGGCCAUGGUCCACAUACUGGCAGACCUGAUGACGAAAGGUCUCAUUGGUGGACCGAAACCACUGCCUUAGUCCGAAGUUACAGGAGAGGCAUGCCAGUUUUUGCGUUUCUUGAUGCCAAUGCCCGUACAGGGCCAAGUGCGCCACCACACAUCCUGGAGAUUGAUGAUAUGGAAAAUGCCAACACAGCUCCCUUCCGUGAAUUCCUUUAUGCACAUGAUCUCACGUUGCCCUCCACGAGCAGUUGCCAUCAGGGAGACCAGGCCACGUGGUUUGCCCCCAACGGAGGACAAGGACAACGCAUUGAUUAUAUUGCAUUGCCAGUUCACUUUCACACAGCUUGCGCCUUCUCCUGUGUGGUAGAGACGCUGGAUCUGGGCAAUGCUCGUGAUGAUCAUUUUGGAGUUGGUGUACAGCUUUCCUGGGAUGAUGUUGUUCAUGAUGUCACAAAUCCCAAGGGUCGAUCGGCCCAGCCGCGCUUUGACCGAGCAAAGAUCGGCUUACCAACGACGAAGGGACUUCUGGACCAAGUGCAACCAUCACCAUGGUCAUGCGACAUCCAGACGCAUGUGAACAAUUUCAAUCAAGAGGUCCUUGGUCACCUUGGGAGAGCAUGUAAACCUGCCCAUAGCAAACCCAAAAAGCCUUACAUCUCUGAUGAGACAUGGGCCAUCAGAUCAGCCAAACUGGAGCUCCGCUCACGACUCAAGGACUCCAGCAAACUUCACAGGCUACACCUCCUGCGAAAGAUUUGGAAAGCAUGGACAAGUAAGGCGCCCAUUGGGGAGGAGGUCAUGCUCGCUGACUGGCAUUUCCAGACCACUUGGCUUUGCAGCUCUAUUCGACUAUAUGUUCGUUUCCAUCAGCUUGGGAAACGUCUUCGUCAAUGCUUGCGUUCUGAAAAACAGCGACAUCUGGACCAAGUUUUGGAUGCCCUUGAUGCCAAUGCUGCCACUGGCGAGAUCUUACAUCGCCUCAAGCCAUUCAUCGGGCCGACCAACCUCAAAAAUGCACGUCCUCGCACAUUGCCCAUGGUCCGCAAACCAGAUGGAGGCAUCUGCGAGACCAGAGAAGAAGCUCGAGAUCGCUGGAUAUCAUUUUUUGGUCAAAUGGAAGGAGGCCAGCAGAUCAGCCUGGAUGAUCAAUGGACAAAAUGGCGAGAGGGCCUUCGACAAUUCCAGCAGCAACCAGAUUUAGCGAUGACUCUGCAGGACAUUCCUUCUCUGGUUGAGCUUGAGCAAGCAUAUAGGAGAGUCUCCUUGGGCAAGGCGACGGGCCUUGAUGGUGUCCCUUCGGAACUAUGCCAUUAUUUUCCUCGGGACAUGGCCAGGCUCACCUAUGCCAUGAUGAUGAAGGCCUGUGUCCACGGGCAAGAAGCUGUGACUCAUAAAGGUGGGCGAUUGGUGCAUGUUUACAAAAACAAAGGAGACCCUCGUGAAUGCUCAUCCCACCGAUCAUUAUUGAUCUCCAGUCAUGUGGGGAAGACGCUGCACCGGGCCUUACGCCAGCACCAUUACCAACUGUAUGCCAGUUACCAACAAGGGCAACAGGUUGGUGGCAGACAAAAGAUGCCGGUUGGGGGAGCCCUGCAUAUGUCAAGGGCAUAUCUGCGCCUGCAUCGCGCGGCGAAAAGACCUUCAGCUAUGAUCUUUCUUGAUCUCACGGAAGCUUUCUAUCGCGUCAUCAGACCCCUGGCAGUUGGCGGAUGUCUCAGCGAUCAAUGUAUUGAGCACAUGAUUGCAAGACUGGGCCUACAGCCUUCCGACUUGGAGGAGCUCUACGCGCAUUUGAGCAGACCAUCUGCGCUGGAACUUGCGGGUGCUCCUGCACAUGUGCAGAACCUCUUGAAGGCCAUUCACCAUGACACGUGGUUUGUCGUUGACGACCAAGAAGACGUUGUGCGCACGGAGCUUGGAUCCAGGCCCGGUGAUGGUUUCGCCGACGUCAUUUUUGGCUUUCUAUGGGGUAAGCUCCUCCGCCAACUGGAGAAGGAACUUGUGGCUCUGAACAUCUUAGAUCACUUUCCUCAAGAACAUGGCCUGCUAUGGCAUGAUGGAAAUUCGGAUUCGCGUUUGAGUAUCGCCCACGGUGCCAUCACACAGCACAAGAAACUGCUCUACAAAAAUCCCCACCUGACUUGGUGGAAACGCAUCGAGCUGUUCCAGACCCUCGUAUCGAGCAAACUUGCGUAUGGGUUGGAGUCAUGGACGUUCUCUUGUCAUCGCAGUCGGAGACAGUUUCACGCUGGUGUCAUGCGGCUUUAUCGUCGACUAUUUGAUGGAGCGCAUGAUGCCCACCGCAGUGAUGAGGAGGUUUUACAAGCCACAGGACUGCCACAACCUGCAGAACUUCUUCGACGAGCCCGGCUACGAUAUUUGGGCACUUUGUAUCAAGCCGGUUCCAGUAUCUGCUGGGGCCUUAUCAAUCAGGACUCCAGCUGGCUAGCAUUGUUGCGCACCGACCUGGAAUGGCUUUGGGCCCAACUUGAAAACAGUACCUCCCUGGGACAUCCUGGAGACCGUUUUGCUGCAUGGGAGGAGGUUAUCCUGCACUAUCCAGGAUAUUGGAAGAAACUCAUCAACAGAGGAGUCCGCCAUGCUUCCCAACAGAGAAAGAAGGAGCACAUCGUGGCGAAUUUUCAUCGACGGAUUUUCCUUUACCUUGAGAAUGUUGGUGCAGUGGAUCCUGCCCUCCUGAGACAGGCCCCUUCUGAGGCCAUGGGGCAUUUUGGCUGUAUGCAGUGCAAACAAAAAUUUUUGAGCCGAGCUGGUGAGGGUGUGCAUCUUUUCAAACGACAUGGCAUUUGUGCAGCAGCGCGCAGUUUGUUCGAUGGUACGAGCUGUCCUUGCUGCCUGCGCAAUUACCAUUCACACUCACGUGUACUGGCACAUCUACGUCAUGCACAUGCUUGUCGUCGUACGCUGGUUGCACGUGGCACUCGGUGCACACCGGCGGCGGGACAGGGCUCCAAGACCGAUGAUCAGCUCCUUGCUGCCAAUGAUGGGGCCUUGCCCUUUUUGCUAGCUCAGGGGCCGCACCAGCCCACCGGCGCCUUGCAUGACUUCCUCGACUUUGACCUCGAGACCUAUGAAGCCUGCUAUGAAGCCAUCCUCAAUAGCGACACUGUAGCAACAGCUAAAGAGGCUAUUUGCGAGGUUGUCACCCUGCGACCAAUUUCAUGGACGAGAUGCAGACGCACCUUGGAGCAGCUCUGCGGAGAUCUUACGGAGGAGCACUUGGGUGAUGUGGCCAUCCCCCUCAAUGAUCUGAAGCAGCUGCUACAAGAGAUUGCGGAGCCCUGUGCAUGGACCUUCCUCACGGAUGAUAAAGAGCAGCCCACUGGCAAGCUUGGAGAUCAUGCACCAACCACGGCGCCAACGGAGUUCUUGCAGCUGGUGAGACGCAUGCAGGACUCUGAAUUCGGCCUUUUUAUUGGCCAUGAUGGCUAG